This is a messenger RNA of Paramisgurnus dabryanus, 3831 nucleotides long. It is a transcript of the gene dtx2, whose product is annotated as deltex 2, E3 ubiquitin ligase. Gene Ontology annotation, molecular function: zinc ion binding. Gene Ontology annotation, biological process: Notch signaling pathway; protein ubiquitination. The record is from RefSeq and is a predicted model, not a curated record. Lineage: Eukaryota; Metazoa; Chordata; Actinopteri; Cypriniformes; Cobitidae.
UGUAGAGCGGGUUUUGUGUCUGACUUCACGUGAUGAGUAUCUAUCUAUCUAUGGGAAUCCAGCAGCGACACAAGACAAGCGCGCACACACACAAACCGCAACAGAGGAAGUAACCAUGGCGUUAACCACUGCUUAUCCUUAAAACGCGUCGUUCAGUAUGUUUUUACUCACUACCUGACUAUUGUGUGUGGUGCUUUGAAUUCAGUAUUUAUUAAAUGAUAACGGAUAUUGAUCGACGAGCUCGCUAGCCGCUUACUCAUUGAAUGUCGAAGAGCGAGACGCGGCUAAGCUGAAGCUGCGGGUCCGACGACACAAGAUGACACGACGUCAAAUCAACAGCUAAAUAACUCUCUACCACAGAAUAAAGGACAACGACAGUCGAUUUAAUACGAGCUACCGAUCUGGACUAGUGCAACUAGCGGGGAUACCGAAAGGUUGUAGCAGGUUAGCUGGGCCAGAUCAAACAUUUAGCGGUUUGUUUAGGUCGCUAGCAAGCGGUUAAAAUGGCCACAGGUUUUAGUUUCCCCACUGGAGGAAGCGGGUCAAGAAAUGGACCUUCGUUCCCAGCAUCAUCUUCGUCUUCCUCCUCUGGAGUACCAGGACAGGCUCAGCCGAUGGUGGCGGUUUGGGAAUGGCAGGAUGAUCAGGGUUACUGGAGGCCCUACACAGGACAGGUGAGCUGCUAUGUCGAGCGAUGUCUCCAGCAGCAGCAGCAGCAGCAUCACCACAGAGGAGCCUCUGCAGGCGGCAGCAGCAUCUCUCUGGGACAGGCAGACCCCAGCCUGGCCUCGUACAUCAUAGACAUACCCAAUCUCCAGCAGUUUAGACAAGACACAGGAAAGAUGCGCUCCGUCCGACGUAGCCUAUUCCCACAGUCCUCUGCACUGGGCAGUGGUUUUCUUUGGGAGUGGGCCAACGAUGAGGGAGGAUGGACGGCGUACGAGAUACGAACGUCCAUAUUACUGGAGCACAGCUACCAAGCGGGGCAGGCCACAGCCGACUUGAGUUCGCACGGCUACAAUUACAUCGUAGACCUCACCGCUCUAGAGCAGGUCAACAAGGCCACCAGCUACAAGCGGCGUGUCAGACGGCAGGGAAAUGUGCCGUAUCCACUCGCUUCUGGUUCGGUUAUUCAUUCGGGCCCGGCCUGCACCUGUCACCAGUGCAUGACCAAUAGCAGCACUACUGGACCGAUGCCAAGCCGAUCGCGGCAUUCCUUCUCUGCCGGCCAGACAAACCGUCCCAACCUCCAGGUUCAGCACGGAAGACCUCCCGGAAGCAGCCCAUCGGUUUAUUCGCCCUACCCGAGGAGACCUCUAUCGGUGGGAAAUCUCUUAUGGAACGGUCCGUGGCCCUCUUCGUCCUCCAUGCCUCAUGCUUCAGGACCCUCGCAGGGUUUUGGUCAUCAUGCAAAUGGCUUAAGUGUUUCGACGGUUCCUCUGCAGCUGAACGGAUCCAGCAGCAUGAGCGCGGCCCUGGCAGGCAUGGCUUCCAUUUUGAUGUCAGCCGCAGGACUGGGAGUUCGCUUCAUGACUGCCCCCUUCUCCCAGCGUGGCUCCGGCAAUCCCACCACAGCCCAGCCCAGCUCGGUUAAGAGGGCAAAGAGGCAAUCCAGGACAGCCCCCUUUCAGAAACCAGAAGAUGUCAUUAAGAAAUAUAUGGAGGAAGUGUCUGUCAUCCCAGAUGAGGACUGUAUUAUCUGUAUGGAACGCCUGGCCUGCCCGUCUGGUUAUGAAAUGCCUGCCGAAUGCUCUCAGUCUCUUCAGCCCAACACCGUGGGAAAACUUAUGAAGUGUGCUCACACUUUCCACAUGCUUUGCAUGCUGGCCAUGUACAACAAUGGAACAAAGGAUGGAAGUCUGCAGUGCCCCUCGUGCAAGACGAUCUACGGAGAAAAGACCGGCACCCAACCGAAGGGCAAGAUGGAAAUCUACAGUAUACCUCAGUCUUUACCGGGACACCCAGACUGCGGCACUAUUCAAAUCAUUUACAACAUCCCACCUGGAAUACAGGGUCCCGAGCACCCAAACCCAGGACAGCCGUACUCUUGCAGAGGAUUCCCACGAUUCUGUUUCCUUCCCGACAAUGAGAAAGGCAGAAAGGUGCUGGAGCUGCUGAAAGUGGCGUGGACACGGCGUCUCAUCUUUACCGUGGGCACCUCUAGUACCACGGGAGAACCGGAUACGGUGAUAUGGAACGAGAUCCACCACAAGACGGAGAUGAUGUCUAACGUCUCUGGCCACGGUUAUCCUGACCCCAACUACCUGGACAAUGUGCUCUCAGAACUGGCUUCGCAGGGCGUGACAGAGGAUUGCCUGAAACGAGACACUCAGAGUCAGGGAGCUCAAGGUUCGGGGAUGUGAACGCACUUUGUGAAACGUCUUUGUAGAUGUAAUAAAACUUGAUGAAAAGGUUCAGCGGAGGUUUGGAUGUUUGUGUCGUGUGGAUAAUGAUAUGACAGAAUAAUGACACAUCCCUCAUCCAUUUCUCACUAAAAGGGUUGAGUCUCGAAUGCACAUGGGGAAACGGGCCUCGUGGAUGGUUCUGGUCACGGUUUCGGAAGAGGUCGUGCGAUGUCUUCGUUUUGCAAAAAACGAGUCAUGGCCGUUUCGUAGAUCGAUGAGGAGGCAGCAUCCCGUGCCGAACAGGAGACGCCUCGUGUCUCAUCACGCUUUGCGAGACCGAUGACCUUACCGGCUUAAUAAAUUACAGUAGAGCAACUGUGUCGAUGAUCAUGAGGCUAUUGCACAUCAAUGCAAAUCAUAAAUCUUUACUAGUACUGUAAAAUGUACGGAUUCAGAAAUGAAAGGCACUUUUACAGAAUCUGCACCUUUGAUUCAUGUUUGUUGCUUUUGGGUUUCAUGUCAGGUGAUAGAAUUUUCUUGCUGCUAUUUUUUUUAACAAGCACGAGAUUCGUUUUUUUGUUUGUUUUUUUAGAUUUAGUGACCCUCUUUUCUUUUGAAUCCGCAUUGUGAAUGAAUUACAUCUAUAUUUAAACAGGCAAGUCUUCGGACAGCUCCGCAAAACUACCAAGUUUGAACAUAAUGUUGUUUUAAUUUUUUACAAAGUCACAGCUCUUAAAGGGAUAAUUUACAAAAAAAUUCAUUUAUUCACCCUCAAGUUGUUACAAACCUGUAGAAAUGUCUUUAUUAAUAACCUAACAGAUCUGGGGCACCAUUCACUUCCAUAGUAUUUUUUUUCCUACUGUACAAGUCAGUGGUGCCCCAGAUCUGUUUUGUUAAAAACCUGUAGAAAUGUCUAUGUUCUGCUAAACAUUAAUGAAGAUAUUUUGAAAAAUGUUAAUAACCAAACAGGGGUGCGUUUCCCAAAAGCAUCGUUAGCUAACCAUGGGUGUUGUUACCAUUAAACUCUAUUGGUAAGGACAGAAUUAGCGACCAUAGUUGCUUUCGGGAAACACACCCCAGAUCUGGGGGACCAUUCGCUUCCAUAGUAUUACUUUUCCUACUGUAGAAGUCAAUGGUGCCCCAGAUCGGUUUUGUUACAAACAUGUUUCAAAAUAUCUUCCUUUGUGUUCCCCAGAACAAAGUAAUUUAUACUGGUUUGUAACAGCUUUUAAGAAUUUUAAUUUUUCAGUUAACUAUCCCUUUAAAAUUAGGUUCCACAGGAUUUUUAUUAAGUUGCAGUGUUAGAUGCCACAGUGACAAUCAGCAGUGUUGAAUUGAGCUUAAUCACUGCGAAUCUGGAGACAGUCAUUAAUCACUCAUUCCACAAAAUGGGACAUUUGGUUGAGUUUUACGAUGUAUGCAACUGUAUAUAUAAAUAUAUAUUCAACUUCUAAUCAGCAAUAAACAUUACUCCAUGUAAAACUAA